AUGAGCCUAGAUUGCUACCAGGCAGCAGUAGUCCGUGCCCAAGCCUGCAGGACGGCUUCAGAAGGAGCAUGUCCAGUGCUGGGAACGGAUGUGACCAUGAACCCCGGUGCCUCCUUGUCUACUUUCACGGCAGUGCCCUUCCCUCCACCCAUUCCUGGCGCCCAGCACCGGCCACCCUGGCAGCAGCACCUGCCACGUCCCAUCACCCCAGCAUUCCCUCCUGGCAGCAGCCUGCUGCUGCCAGCUUUCCCCAGGACGCCUAUGGUGGCUAAUGGUGGCCGUGGCCCCAGUGCCCCUGGGGCUUGCAACCUCACUGUCGAAGUCAGGUCACAAGGGAGGACAGUGGAGGCCCCCCAGACUCAGACAUCUGUCGUUACUCAGGCCCCCCUCAACUGGAGCGCUCCAGGGGCCCUCAGCAGGAGUGCUGCAUGUCCUGCACCCGAAUUCAUAGCAACCCCUGUGAUGGGGACCGUUGUGACUGCUUCAGCUGUUGGAGUUAGGCAGGCUGGCAAGGGAGGCUGGACCCCAGGCUUUCCUCCUCAAGCUCCACCACCAGCUGCCCAGCUGGCCCCUAUCAUUCGCCCAGUGAACUCUGGGCCAUGGCCACAUGGCGCUUCCAGGGAGGGCCGCCUGGCCACCAACCAGUCCAACGCCUCGCAGGAUGGCUCCUCUAACACCCAGAGAGAGUACAGUAACUUCCGACGUUGGCAGCGCUUCAAGCCCCUGGCCCGGAGACACUUUCACCUGAGUCCUGAUGCAGAAGCUUUUUCCUGCUUUCUCAUCCCAGUGCUUCGAUCCGUGGCCCGCCUGAAUCCCAACAUGCCGCUGGAGGAGGGACUGUGGAGGGCCGUGCAGGAAUGGCGGUGCAGAAGCAACCCUGACCGGGUGAUCUACUACGAGAGGGCGGAAAAGUUCAUGGAAUUUGCAGCCGAGGAGGAGAUGCACAUUCAGAAUUUGCAGUGCAUGCAGUGCGCGCAGGACCUGCCUCCUCCAGCCCCACCGAAGCUGGAUCCUCGGGGGCCCCCAGCCCCGGAGGACGACACCUACUUGGACCCGUGUCUCUUGAGCUGCAUUGACGAGCUGCGUUCCCGGGAAGACUCUGUCACCAAGGUGGAGGCAGUCAUUCACCCUCGAUUCCUGGCAGAAUUGUUUUCCCCAGACCCACAGCUGGAUGUCUUGGCCCUUGCUGAGGAGCUGAAGCAGGAGGAAGGACUCACCCCUGAAGAACUGGUGCAGAAACGACUCCUGGACUUGAAAGAGGAGGAAGGUGGGCCUGCAGCCCCGAGCCACAGUGCACCCGGAAUGGGCUCAAGUCCAUCUGAGUCCCACGCCGGCCAAGGUGCCCAGAGGCACGACCAAGACCGCCAUCGAGGGGUCAGUGAUGAAGCCUGCCCACCAGAGAUUGAUUUUGAGGCUCUUCAUAGGCCCAUCCGAGCAGACACUGGCCCGUUCGCGCCCAAAGUCUUUGUUCCCUCUCGAGGACGUCAGGAGGUCUCUCCAUUCCGGGCCGGACGGCCCUCCCCUCCCCAGGGUCAAAGGUGCACUGGCCCUCUACUGGGACCCAGGGAUGCGUCUGUUCUCAGGGAGGCGUCUCCUGUUCCGGAGGCCCGAGGGCCCAGGGACGCGUCCAGUGAGCACGAGGAGGAGCUCCCCAGCCUGGCCCCCCUCUUGGCCUCUCCGCAGAGCCUGCCGCCUUGCUGGCUGUCCCAGAGUCCUGCCCCUGCCUCAGGUCUGGCCUCCCCUGGAGGUUGGGGGUCUCAGAGUGCUCCCCAGGCCCCCUCCCCUCAGAGAAGAGUCCCCAGCCCGGCUCCACCAGCCGCUCCCAAGUCAAGGAAGCGGGCUCUGUGUGGGCGCCCAGCCGCUGCUGAGAAGCUGCCCAUCCCCGGGGCUGGCCACAGGGUCUCUGCGAGGCCAGCCUUGGCUCUGGGGCUGGCUCGCCCCUCACAGCCGGGAAAGAGAAAGCGUGACCUGUUUGUCACAGGGAAGAGGAGGAAGAAGCAGAGGAAGCACUGUAGCCAGUAG
Molecule: messenger RNA, 2022 nt
Organism: Balaenoptera acutorostrata (minke whale)
Lineage: Eukaryota; Metazoa; Chordata; Mammalia; Artiodactyla; Balaenopteridae
Product: NUT family member 2G-like
Exons: 8
Coding region: 1-2022 (673 amino acids)
Source: RefSeq, a predicted model, not a curated record